Messenger RNA from Paramecium tetraurelia, 144 nucleotides. RefSeq lists its product as uncharacterized. The record is from RefSeq and is a predicted model, not a curated record. The transcript has a single exon. NCBI's taxonomy places the organism in Eukaryota, Ciliophora, Oligohymenophorea, Peniculida, Parameciidae.
AUGAGAGGAAAUGAAAAUCUUCGUAUUGUCGUUCUCAUGAAGGAAGAAUUAGAUGAUCAAAGAAGCCUACCAUAGGGAUAUGGAUGCUCAACUGAUUCCUUCGGUGAACUGGAAAGUCAAGCUGUGUAUGGGAUAUGGCUGUGA